AUGCCUUUGCGCGUGCAAGCCGAAAUGGCAGACGAAAGCAACGAUACCGAAUCGUUCACCUGCUCGGUCUGUCUCGAGGACUACGCGGGCGCGCCGCGAGAUCUGAAAGGCGACAUCUUGUGCACAGACUGCCUUGCGCCCUCAGUCAGAGUGAAGUUUGAACUCGCGCUCGAACGUGUGAGACCUGGCGACUACCCACCGCAGUGGGGGCCGGGCAUAGCCAACAGACUGAACAUCAACGACUAUCGCGAUAUUCUGGACGCCGACUUCGUGAUAAGGUACAGAAACAUCCAGAGGGAGUAUGAGGCGAAGGGUCUGAAAGUGUAUUGCAAGCACAUGCUGUUGAAGUCAACAGCACCACUGAGGGCAUCGCUUAUGCGUGGGUUGAACAACAACCACUAUGACUUCAAAUGUGUGCUAACAGUAACACUCAUGUGUGCCAGACUGUCAGCAAAGGAAAUCGAGUAUGCCGGUGACGAAGUCGCAACGACUGAGUGCAAGCACUUUGUGGGAAUCAAGACCACGAGCAUCGGAAACGCAGCCAAAUGCUAUCACUGCGCCGGGAAGGUCUGUCUUACGUGCGAACUCGCUGUACGCAAAGAGAGACAUGACUGUCUACCUGGCAAUGGUCCUGACAGAGAAGAAGCCCUCAAGGGUCUCGCACAGGGACGCGACUUCCAGUCCUGCCCGCGAGAAGGACGUUUGGAAGUCAUAGCGCUCGAUGACGGCUGCAACCAUGUCACUUGGUUGUGCGGAACUCAAGUCUGUUUCAUCUGUGGCGAGGAGUGCCAUCACGACUCGGAUCAUUGGCAAGAGGGCAAGCCGUGCUCCAGGUGGAAUCAGCCCAAUACGGGCAAUGCCCAUCAUGAUCUUGAGCCACCUUUGGAUCUACAGCUCGUGGAGAUGGUGGUGCAGCGCGGGAACGAACGCCUGGAAGCCGGUGGAGUGAUUGACGAGGCAUUCUUCGAAGACAUUGGCGAAGGACAGGGACUUCUUGGUGGAACGAUACACAUCCCGCUAAAAGACGAACUGAUCAACGACGAUGGCAACCCGGACGAUGUGCACCAAAGGCGCUGGCGAUCUUACCAGGAUGUACAUCAGCUCCUGCUGGACGGCGACCACUUCACCGCAAUCCACCUUCAGAUCUUGCGGACUCUCGUAAGGGCAGACGCCGGCGAAGAUGGAGAACUUCAGUGGGAGUUGCUCCAGGCUACCCGGCAGAUGAUCGGGAUGUGCUCUUACCUCGACUCCAUGGCGGCUGGCGACCCUUUUGAUGAUGCACAGAAAUCUUCAGUGGUUGAAACAUUUGUCGAAGCAACGAAUUUGCUCCAUAGAAGCAUCCUCCAUAAAGGAGGCAUCGCGACCCCCUUCUUGGACUUCACCGUCAUGCCUCUGUACCAGGAACUAGGCGAGGAGUUCGACGGCAGAAUCCCACCGGAAUGGUUAGCACACGGAGCACAUUGGCGAUCCUCUUUGCUCAUCGGCGAAUCGGCGCUCGACUUUGGAUGGGAAAAGGAUGAGAAGAACGACUGGCUUGCGAUCGAGAGGGAGUUAGAUGCCCAGCGCGCGGCAGAGAGGGAACGAAUUGCACAGGGAGGAGAAAGGGACGAUGAUGUAUAG
This is a messenger RNA of Saxophila tyrrhenica, 1620 nucleotides long. RefSeq lists its product as uncharacterized. NCBI's taxonomy places the organism in Eukaryota, Fungi, Ascomycota, Dothideomycetes, Mycosphaerellales, Extremaceae. Gene Ontology annotation, biological process: ubiquitin-dependent protein catabolic process; positive regulation of proteasomal ubiquitin-dependent protein catabolic process; protein polyubiquitination. Bases 1 to 1620 code for a protein of 539 amino acids. Gene Ontology annotation, cellular component: cytoplasm; ubiquitin ligase complex. Gene Ontology annotation, molecular function: ubiquitin conjugating enzyme binding; ubiquitin protein ligase activity. The record is from RefSeq and is a predicted model, not a curated record. The transcript is spliced from 2 exons.